AUGCAAAAUUUUCAUUAUCUGCCAGUACUCGAUGAGCUUGCCCAUGUCACAUUCACAACAAGCCCUAAGCCUGGUGAUGAAACCUUCAAUAGAGUGUACAAUUACAUUAUGAAGGAUCUCAAUUAUAGUGGGCCACUUGGCCUUAGUUGCAAUAAUACAAAGCUGCUUAGUAUGCUGUGCAUAUACUUGGAUGUGCAAGCUGAGUGCUUCUUCUUGGUUGGCCAUACUGGUGAGCUGAUCCCUAUUGCUGACACUGCUGAACUUGAAGCAUUGCUAAAGUCCAAAAUGCUGGAAAAAGUGACCAAGGUCCAUGUCUGGUAUGUUCAAAUACUGAUGCCCAAAGCUAGCUUGAUUGUCACAUAUGUCACAGCCAUACCAAAUUCUCUCUCUGCCAAAAACCUUCAAAUUUACUCAGACAGAAUCAUUUGUGGUCUUGUGUAUUGUGGCCUCAAAAUCAUCACAUAUGCCUAUGAUGGUAUGGAGACCAAGCACAAGAUACAAUGUUGCUUGAUUAGAGACUCGCCUUCCCAUGUUACAUAUACUAUUACACACUCUGUCUUAGCUCUUCACCUUCAGGCAAUAUCUGUCAUCAUUGCAACAAAGGAGGGCCAGCCAAUUAUUAUGAUACAGGAUUCCAAGCAUGCUCUCAAAACCAUGUGCAACAAUAAUUUCUCAGAAGUGAAGGUUCUCACAUUGGGGAAGUACACUGCAAAGUACUUGGAUGCACCAUGUUGUUUAUUCUCAGCAUCAUCCCUUGAGUAUUUGUCAACCCACUUCCCUGACCAUAUAGGUGAGAUCAUCUAUCUCUUCAUAUUUGGAGAGCUGAUAAAUGCCUACCAGAAUCAUAGCAUCAGUCAUAUCACUCACAUCAAGAUGGUCUUGUAUAUGAGUUAUUUUGUGGACAUCUGGAGCUUAUUUAUUGACCAGGUCAGAUAUGUCAAAUCCAAGCAUUUCAUCUCCUAUGAGGCCACCAAUAUUAUCUGCAUCAUUAUUGAGGGGCUCCUUGGCCUCAUCUUUAUGCAUUCCAGCGAAGUCUGCAAGCAUGUAUUUAUGGAGUGCCGGAAACUAGUCAAGGAUUUUGCAUUUACAGACCUGAUACACAUGAUGCCCCAUCUACAUAUCAAGUCAAUCGCUCAAGAUGCCUGGGAGGAAGCUACAAAUCUGUUCAGUAUCCUCAAGGUCUUACUGUCUAACUUCCUUUUGGCUUCCACUUCCCAUCCAACCCUUCUAAGAUUGGAUCCAGUGGUGGACACCAACUUGAGCAAUGUUAAUGUCUCCGAUGAUGAAAGAGAAGAGAGUGAUAGUGACAUGGGUGAUGCUGAUAAACUGGAUGAGUUGGUCAAAGCAUUACCUGAUUCAGGCAUCUGUAGGCAUGCAGUAGACAAGUGUUUGUUUAACUUAGAGUGCACUGCCGUUGCUGUGAACCUAGAAGACCUGGUUCAUUUGAAAAUUGGAAGCAGUCUCAAGUGUAAGGAAAAGUGGAAGGCUUCAGCAUCCAGAGGUCUCUUAAGCGGGAACUUGGCAAAUGUGGCACUUGCAGCUGCUCAAUGUGCAGAAGUAGGAAAGGUUUCCAGAGAGCACAGAUUGCCCUCCACUCUGGUCACAAUAUUAAGAGGUACCAUGAUUGGCAUAGAGACCAUGGCACCUGGAUGA
Molecule: messenger RNA, 1653 nt
Organism: Heterobasidion irregulare TC 32-1
Lineage: Eukaryota; Fungi; Basidiomycota; Agaricomycetes; Russulales; Bondarzewiaceae
Exons: 9
Coding region: 1-1653 (550 amino acids)
Source: RefSeq, a predicted model, not a curated record